GUAAAAAUAAAAAAAAAAUAUUUGAUUUACGACAAAGUUAAAUUCGACAUGUAAAAAAGCAUUAUUACAUACGUUUUUGAAAUUGAUGAUCAAAGUAAGAAAGUUUGACUUAUUAUAACGAAAAUGGAGGGAGUAGAAGUCUAGAAUGGCGAUUUUCAACCAACCGCUGGUGUAACCACGCAGUGUCGGGUUGUUCCACUCGGUCCACCACAACGGCAAUUAUGAUGCAUCAUUAAACCUGGUAAAAUAAAUAUCGCGGGUGCAAGGGCGAAUUUGCCGGCACAUUUGGGGAUUGGAUUGGAGGUUCGCGGAAACGUGUCUGCCGUCGUUGACGUUGACAAGUCCGCCGGAACCAGCCUGUGCCGUCGUCGCACCCUCCGCCAGUCCCGCGGUCGGCUCAUGCUCCGGUACCGUCGAGGCCGAGACGAAGACGCGCGCCGGCGGCCAGUGCACGACAAAAGCAAACCCCCCAAACCCUCUGCUCCUGUUGCUUGACCUGACCUGACCCCUCGGCACGCGUCAACGCAGGGCCCGCGCGAUUCCUUCGCCGCAACGAAAACGAAACGCCCGUGCAAUUUCCACGACUCCGCCGCCCACGUCCGCUUCCACUACCCCCGUCGACUGGCUUUGCAAGUGCACUGCACUAGACGAGCAGCGAUCGGCCGACUUCCAAGACGGUUGCUGCCUCUCAGGCCUCGGCCGCCCGGGACCCAGCCAUACGUAUCGCCGAUCCGCCACCGCUGCACCGCCGGCCAUGUCCGGCGCCGGCGCGGACACAGCGCCGUCGAGCGACGACGGGGGCCAGCACCAGCACCAGCAGCGCGCGUUCCGGGACCGGGACGCGGCGCGUCGGCGGCUGCGGCUGGAGCGCGAGCUCGCGAUCGCGCGCGCCAUCCGGGCGCCGCUGGCCACCGUGGUCCGCGACCACGCGCUCGUGCACCUCCCGCCGGCCGCAGCGGCGCGCCUCCGCCUGGUGCACCCGUCGUGGGCGCGGGCGCUCGCGUCCCCGCUCUUCGCCGUCGCGCACGCCGCCACCCCGCGCAGGGCCUCAGGCCUCUUCGUCGCGCCCGCACCAACGACCGCGGGCUACUUCCUCCCGCUCGACGCCGCCGACACCGUGCCGUCCCCGGCCUUGGCCUUCCUCCCGGCCUCAUCGCCGCCCACCGUGCUGUCGUCCUCGCACGGCCUCGCGUGCUGCUUCUCCCCGGCCGACGACGCCUACUUCGUGUGCAACCCGGCGACGGGGUCCUGGCACGGCGUGCCGUGCCCUCCGUGCCGGAUCACCUGGCCGCGCCCCGCGGUCGUCGUCCUCUUCGACGCCGGCGUCUACAACUUCCGCGGAGACUACGCGCUCGUCUGCGCCUUCGAGUCGGAGCCGGGCUCCGGCAUCUACUGCUUCGCGGUGUUCGCGUCUGGGACUGGCGUGUGGUGGGUCGCCGACGCGGUCGCGCCCGCCGAGGGGCUCGUCCCUUCCUCGGGCGUCGAUGCCGGCGGGACGGCGUGGUGGCGGACGGCCAUCGGCACCGCCGUCGGGUACAACCCUGUCACGGGCCGUGUCGACCUCGCGCUGUGCCCUGGGGACAGCGCCCAGUGGGAGAUCGGCUCGGCCGCGGGCACGCUGCACUGCGCCGUGCGCGACGGCGGCGACGUCAUGGUGUUCCGGCUCGACAGGCACGGUGGCUGGGAGGUGGCCGCCGCGGUCUCUGUUGCCGAGAUACUGCAGCGGCCUUGGCAACCGGAGCUCGCUUACGAGCUGUCCGACUCCGAGGACGACGAGGAGGAGGAGGCGGCGGGUCAGGCAGAGGUGGAGCGCGCGGGGGCUGUCCUUGCCGUGGCGAACAGGUACAGCAUGGUACGGGUGCCGAGCGACGUCGUGAGGCUGCUGCCGUUCCAGGGCGCCGAGGCGGAGGUGGUGCUGCUGGCCGGCAGGAGAGUGGUGGCGUUAGAGACGGUGACGCGGCGGCGGCGUGAGGCCGUCCUGCCGGAUCAGCCGGCCGGCAAGGAUUGGAGCGCCGUGGAGUACGCCGCGCACACCAACACGCUCGCGCUGGUCGCGCCCGUGGUGUUCAUGGAGCCUCCAGACGAUCAGGAAGAGGUGGUGGCAUCUUGAGCGAAUUUUUUCGGUGGCUCGCGCGCCCUUGCUUCGCUGCUUAGAUCUACGUACAGAAUAAUCGAGCUUGUGCUUGUGCAUGAUUUCGUGUGGAGAAAUUAACGUAAUUUUUCCGAGCUGUUUGUUGUACAUAAUUAAUCCCAACUUGCUUCAUCAGUUAUACUCCUAUAUAUAUACUCCUAUAUUCAUUGCUGGGCAAAUUCUUCA
Messenger RNA from Sorghum bicolor (sorghum), 2317 nucleotides. RefSeq lists its product as uncharacterized. The record is from RefSeq and is a predicted model, not a curated record. The transcript has a single exon. NCBI's taxonomy places the organism in Eukaryota, Viridiplantae, Streptophyta, Magnoliopsida, Poales, Poaceae. The coding region runs from base 755 to 2110 and encodes 451 amino acids.